UGUCAAUUCCUCACCACUCUCAAAAUCAGUGUUCAAAAACCAAAAACGAUUCCUUUACAACCUUCUUCUCUCUCCACCAUGGCCACCACCACGGAGCAAGAGACCUCACGUGCUUCGCACAUGCUUUAUUAUAGUACUGCCACGGACGACGACGUUAGCAGUAGCGAGCUGGACCCUGACAACGAAGAACACGAACAAGACAACGACGAGGUGUCCGCCGCAAGCGGCGCCGUGUGCGGCGGUUUACGGAGUCGGGGGUGGUCGCUGGGGCGGGUUCUGGACCCGAGAGCGAGCUGGGUCCAAGAAUGGAACAGGGUGUUCCUGCUAGUGUGCGCCGCGGGGUUGUUUGUGGACCCACUCUUCUUCUACGCGCUCUCCGUUAACGAAUCCUGCAUGUGCCUCUUCGUAGACGGGUGGUUCGCCGUUACCGUAACGGUGCUCCGUUGCAUGACGGACGCUUUGCACGUGUGGAACAUGUUGCUGCGGCUCAAGAUGGCACAGCGCUCCUUUGGUUUGGGUGGGGCUGCCUCCGUCACGGCGGAUGGCUGUGGCUCCGCUGGGCUCAGAGACACGCGCCCACGCUCCGUUGCUCUUGGGUAUCUUAAGUCCAGGACGGGCUUCUUCUUCGACUUCUUUGUUAUUCUUCCUCUACCCCAGAUUGUGCUUUGGGUGGCAAUCCCCUCCAUGUUGGAGAAAGGUUCAGUUUCGUUGGUGAUGACAAUGUUCUUAAUUAUGUUUCUAUUCCAAUACCUUCCCAAAAUUUAUCACUCUGUUUGUCAUCUACGACGCACACAAAAUCUCUCUGGAUACAUUUUUGGAACCGUUUGGUGGGGUAUCGCCCUUAACAUGAUAGCGUAUUUUGUGGCUUCCCAUGCAGCAGGGGCAUGUUGGUAUUUGUUGGGGAUCCAGAGGGCAGCCAAAUGUCUCGUGGAGCAGUGUGGUAAAACAACUGGUUGUGGCAUGAAAAUGUUGUCUUGUCAAAAGCCUAUAUAUUAUGGACGCACUAGCUUAUUGGUUAGCGACAAAGCAAGAUUUGCAUGGGCAGAGAACAGGGAAGCAAGGUCUACAUGCUUAAAUGGUCCUGAGAACUACAACUAUGGGGCUUAUAAAUGGACUGUUCAACUUGUCACUAAUGAUAACCGGUUGGAAAAGAUACUUUUCCCUAUCUUUUGGGGCCUAAUGACUCUCAGCACUUUCGGGAACCUAGAGAGCACAACGGAAUGGCUAGAAGUAGUUUUCAACAUCAUUGUUUUGACCAGUGGCCUUCUUCUUGUCACUAUGUUGAUUGGAAACAUUAAGGUGUUUUUGCAUGCAACAACAUCAAAGAAACAAGCAAUGCAAUUGAAGAUGAGAAAUAUUGAAUGGUGGAUGAGGAAAAGGCGAUUGCCCCAAGGGUUUCGGCAACGUGUACGUAACUAUGAAAGACAACGUUGGGCUGCAAUGCGUGGGGUUGAUGAAUGUGAGAUUACUAGAAAUCUCCCUGAGGGGCUAAGAAGAGACAUCAAAUACCAUCUAUGUUUAGAUUUGGUGAGACAGGUGCCACUAUUUCAACAUAUGGAUGAUCUGGUUCUAGAGAACAUAUGUGACCGGGUGAAGUCUUUGAUAUUCACAAAGGGAGAAACAAUAGCAAGAGAAGGAGACCCAGUUCAAAGAAUGCUAUUUGUAGUAAGGGGUCACCUUCAAAGCAGCCAAGUCCUAAGGGAUGGGGUGAAAAGUUGUUGCAUGUUAGGUCCAGGAAACUUCAGUGGUGACGAGCUCCUUUCAUGGUGUUUAAGGAGACCCUUCAUAGAGCGCCUUCCACCAUCUUCAUCAACACUAACCACACUCGAAACCACAGAGGCAUUUGGUCUUGAAGCUGAGGACGUUAAGUAUGUGACACAACAUUUUAGGUACACAUUCGUGAAAGAAAAGGUGAAGAGAAGUGCUAGGUAUUACUCACCAGGGUGGAGAACUUGGGGUGCUGUGGCCAUUCAAUUGGCAUGGAGAAGGUACAAGCAUAGGUUGACUUUGACUUCAUUGUCCUUUAUAAGGCCUAGGAGGCCUCUGUCACGAUGCUCUUCCUUGGGAGAGGAUAGGCUUCGUCUUUACACGGCUUUGUUAACCUCACCAAAGCCUAAUCAGGAUGAUUUUGACUUUUAAUUGAGAACAAGAUAUUGAUGUAG
Molecule: messenger RNA, 2162 nt
Organism: Gastrolobium bilobum
Lineage: Eukaryota; Viridiplantae; Streptophyta; Magnoliopsida; Fabales; Fabaceae
Product: cyclic nucleotide-gated ion channel 4-like
Exons: 7
Coding region: 79-2139 (686 amino acids)
Source: RefSeq, a predicted model, not a curated record